Rhodotorula graminis WP1 is the source of this 1464-nucleotide messenger RNA. RefSeq lists its product as uncharacterized. The transcript has 2 exons. The coding region runs from base 1 to 1464 and encodes 487 amino acids. NCBI's taxonomy places the organism in Eukaryota, Fungi, Basidiomycota, Microbotryomycetes, Sporidiobolales, Sporidiobolaceae. The record is from RefSeq and is a predicted model, not a curated record.
AUGCCCCCACUCGAGCGGCGACGAGACUCGGAGCCGCCGCGCUCGCAGGCCGUCGACUUGCGCGACGAUGGCGGCGACGGCGCCGGUGAAAGCGCGCUCACGGUCUCGCCGACGCCGACGUCGACGACGACGACGCUGUGGUGCGCCGUCGACCGCGAUGGCGAUGCGCCCGGGCCUCUCGCACCGACUGCCGCCUCAACCUCGACCUCGCCUGUGCGGCCAGCCAACCACCCACCUCAGCCCCGACCGCGCCUCUUCAAGCUCACGUACGCGUCGACCACACGCCUCCUCGCGCUCCCCUCGCCCUCGCACUCCCUCUUUGCCCCCUCCUCCCCUUCUCUCUCGUCCGCCGCCGCCUCCCCCUCCUCCCUAUCCCAGGCCGCCUCCUCCUCCUCCUCCUCCUCCUCCUCCCCGUCCCCCUCGUGCCGCACCGCCGCCACCGCCACCGCCACCGACGACGCCGCCGACGCCGUCCCCGACCCGCUCUCCUUCACCUCCCUCUCGCGCGCCGCCCACGCGCUCUUCGCGCUCCCGGCGCAGCAGCGCGUCGCGGCGCUCCUGUACGACGACGACGACACCGAGGCCGGCGAGCACAAGGGGGGCGGGGGCGCGGGCGGGCGUGAGGUCGUCACGGUGAGCUCGACGGGCGAGUUGAGGGCGCUCUUUUUCGUGCUCGUCGCGGACGGGGACGGGGCUGAGGGGCGGCCGGUGCGGCUAAGGCUGGUGGUCGUUGACGAGGGCGAGGGCGGGAGCGGGGGCGGGGAGCAGCGGCGCGAGGGCGCGUGCGGACCGGUCGAGGUCGACGAGCACGAGGCGGCCCGAGCGGCCCUCGACGAGCGGGACGAGGACGGGCGCGCGCGCUCGACGGGCGCGGGCGCGAGGGGCAUGGGCAGCGUGCGCGGCGUCCCUCUGCGGUCGUCGUCGUCGUCGUGCGCCGGCGAGCGGGGCGAGCGGGGCGAGCGCGCCGAGAGCGUCGGGAGGAGCCUCGUGCGGCGGCUCUCGAGGAGGUUCUCGCGGCGGAGCAUGCGGGGCGAGGCUCAGACCGAAUCUCCGCCUCCUCUGCCGGCGCCGCCCCUCGCGUCCCUUGCGCCCUCGCCCUCGCGCCCGCCGAGCACCGUCCCGCCCACCCGUCCAGCGCUGCACGCCCGCGCGUCAACCUCGGCGCUCCUCGCCUCUCGACCCGCCGCCUCGCCGCCGCCGACCCACCCGCUGCGCCCGCGCAAGUCGCUCGCCGCCCUCGCCGACUUGCUCGCGCCCAACCGGCCCCUCGCGCCCGUCUCGCGCUCCACCACCUCCACCACCACCACCACCACCACGUCCUCCUCCUCUCGCCCUCCCUCCCCCUCGUCGCCCUCUCGCGCCAGCGACGCCCCGCCGCCUAGCUACCGCAGCGUCGUGCGGAUGAAGGAGGCGCAGCUGCAGGCGCGGCGGCUCGGGAGGGGGCUCAUCGGGGCGUGCGAGUGA